This is a messenger RNA of Vollenhovia emeryi, 888 nucleotides long. RefSeq names its product SUZ domain-containing protein 1. The record is from RefSeq and is a predicted model, not a curated record. Lineage: Eukaryota; Metazoa; Arthropoda; Insecta; Hymenoptera; Formicidae. The transcript has 4 exons. Bases 111 to 593 code for a protein of 160 amino acids.
CUCUCCCCAGUUGUCGCCGCGCGCGCACACUGGCGCACACCGCCGCUCGCCCUCGCACGUUGCGCGCGAGUCCCGGGGGAUUUCUGCGGGAAUUCGGGACCCACCCGGCCAUGGACGACGUUCUCGAGAGCUGGGAGCAGAUAGAGGAGUCCGGCGCACUUGACAAAAGACUGGAGGCCCUGAGGCUGAACACGGUAGAGGAAGAGCUAGAAUCGUCCAGGACCAGCCACGACACAGGCACGAGGAUGAUCAUACUAGGGGAAGACGGCCUCAGGUCCCAGUACGUACCUCCCAAGCCCAUGGUGAAGAUCUUAAAGAGACCGACCGGAGACUCGCGCGGCAGCGGCGACGGCCCGCUCAACGACGACAAACCUAAGCAGCCCAUCAAAUCGCUCAAGCAGCGGGAGCAGGAGUACGCGGAGGCGCGCAAGAGGAUCCUGGGCGAGGAGAAGAGCCCGGAGGAGAAGACCGCGCAGGAGAUCAACAGAAUUCAGGCAAAGUCGGGCGCGCCGAACGGCAACAACGUCCCCAGCAACGUCGUGCGCAUGCCCGCCGGCCCGGACGGCACCCGGGGCUUCAACGUACGCAGGUAGCGCGUCUUCCGCUCGUACGUUUCCACCUAUCUUCCUCCCCGCCUUCCCGCUCGCUGCCACGGGGAAGGCGGACGGCUAUGAGGCCGGUGACACACGGGAAUAGCCUCGCGCUCCCGGACCAGCGCGAACGGGACGUCCCCGGAGCUGCGUUCCGCGACUCGUCAUCACGCCGUGGACUCAGCCUGGCGAGGGUCCGAGAGAGAACGGACUUGGACCGUGCGAAAACGAAAUGCCAAUGUCACUGCGUGCAGUUGGUGCUCUCUCUCUCUCUCUCUUUCUCGCACACGCACAUACA